CCUCCAUCCCGCCCUGCCACCACCAUGUCCUGCCUCUCCUCAGGCCCAGAGCUAUGGAAUUGGCCGACCAUGGACUGAUCCUCUGAAACUGUAAGCCCAAAUAAGCUUUUCCUCCUCUUACUUGUUCUUGUUGGGUCUUUUGGUCACAGCCACAAAAUCAUUGACUAAAAAGAGACUGAGCUCCCCAUUUUGACUGAGCUGGAACGAAACUGAGACAAAGAGCAGCAAGAAAAAAAUGGGGGCAGGAAUCACGGAGAAGACCUUGAGCUAGCGGUCCCAGGACUCCAAGCUCAGGCUCCAGAAAAAGAAAAUCUCUGAGGAAACAAACUGGGUGAAAGUCCAGGGGCUGGGACUUCCUCCUUGGUGUGUUUGACAAGGACUGACGUAUUCUAAGUCCUUUGAAUCCCGGAAGUCCAGGACACACCCGGCUUCGAUUGCACUGUCCAGAAUGCUGGAGUGUAGGUAAAAGGACAAAAGGAAAAGCAUUUCAACAUGAGGGACCCACUGACAGAUUGUUCGUAUAAUAAGGUAUACAAGAGCCUAAAGGAGUUUUCUCAAAAUGGAGAGAAUUUCUGCAAGCAGGUCACAUCUGUUCUUCAGCAAAGGUACCCUGAAAGCAUGCGUGUGUGGCUUCCCUAGACCAUGGCACAGAAGAGCUGCAUAGCAGUGAUUGCCCUCUGACAAACCUUCUGACUACAAAAAUGACAGCUCUCUCCUCACUUGCCACUUCUUAUAAAAGUGAUUUUCUCUGGAUUCGAAUUGAACCAUUAGUAUCUGUUAAGAGCUAACCUAGAGAUGAGCUACGCCAAAGGGCUUCAAAAGCUGGCAAUCAAGCUGAGUAAAGCAUUACAGAACACAAAGAAAAACUGUCUCAGCAAUGCCUGGGCCUGGGCCUCGGAGGGCAUGAGAUCCACAGCGGACCUGCAUCAAAAACUUGGCAAAGCAAUUGAGUUGGAAGCAAUAAAACCAACUCAUCAAGUCCUGAGUAUGCAAGAGAAAAAGAGGAAAUCGCUUGAUAAUGAAGUUGAAAAGACAGCAAAUCUUGUUAUCAGCAACUGGAAUCAGCAAAUUAAGGCUAAGAAAAAAUUAAUGGUGAGUACUAAGAAGCAUGAAGCACUUUUCCAUCUUGUAGAAAGCUCCAAGCAAUCCAUGACUCAGAAGGAGAAGCAGAAGCUUCUCAAUAAACUGAAAAAAUCAACUGAAAAGCUGGAAAAGGAAGAUGAAAAUUACUACCAAAAAAACAUGGCAGGCUAUUCUACUAGACUGAAGUGGGAAAAUACACUAGAAAACUGCUACAAGAGCAUCCUGGACCUGGAGAAGGAAAGAACUCAACUUCUAUGCAAUAACUUAAACCAGUACAGCCAGCAUAUUUCUCUUUUUGGCCAAACCCUGACCACAUGCCACACACAGAUUCACUGUGCCAUCAACAAGAUUGAUGUCGAAAAAGAAAUCCAAGCGCUAAUAGAAGAAACUGCAAAUUUAUCUACAGAAAACAAAUCUGAAUUCCUACUGACCGAUUACUUUGAAGAAGACCCUAACAAUGCAAUGGAUAAAGAGAGACGAAAGUCUUUAAUAAAACCGAAAUUGUUGAGACUGCAGAAAGACAUUGAAAAAGCCUCCAGAGACAGGGAAGGCCUGGAGCGAAUGCUUACUGUGUACUCCAGCAGCUCCUCCUUCUCGGAUGCAAAGAGCCAGAAAGACACAGCUGCGUUAAUGGAUGAGAACAAUUUGAAACUAGACCUUCUGCAAGCCAACUCCUAUAAACUGUCAUCAGUAUUAGCAGAACUUGAGCAAAGACCUAAACCCAGCCAUCCCUGUAGUACCUCCAUUUUCAAGUGGAAAGAAAAGGAGCAUACUCAUACUUAUGUGAAAAUAUCUCGGCCUUUUUUGGCAAAGAGAUUAGAGAAUGUGGUGAGCAGGACUUCUGGUGAACAGCGUAAUUCAGGCCUCUCAUCUUCAGCCUCUGGCGUGGCCCGGCUCAGCAACAGUCUUUGCAAGGCCUUGUAUUCUUUUCAAGCCAGGCAAGAUGAUGAAUUGAAUUUGGAAAAAGGAGACAUUGUGACUUUACAUGAGAAGAAAGAAGAAGGAUGGUGGUUUGGAUCUUUAAAUGGAAAAAAAGGCCAUUUUCCUGCGGCUUAUGUGGAAGAGCUACCUUCAAAGCCUGGGAACACAGCUACACAGGCAUAAAACAAACACCUUAGCACAUUGACUUACUUUGUAAACUGUGCAGUGUGGUGCACAUAAAAAUAAAGUGCUGUAAUCUUUGUGAA
Molecule: messenger RNA, 2270 nt
Organism: Ictidomys tridecemlineatus (thirteen-lined ground squirrel)
Lineage: Eukaryota; Metazoa; Chordata; Mammalia; Rodentia; Sciuridae
Source: RefSeq, a predicted model, not a curated record